Messenger RNA from Mugil cephalus (flathead mullet), 11016 nucleotides. It is a transcript of the gene ptprq, whose product is annotated as protein tyrosine phosphatase receptor type Q. Gene Ontology annotation, biological process: protein dephosphorylation. The record is from RefSeq and is a predicted model, not a curated record. Gene Ontology annotation, molecular function: protein binding; protein tyrosine phosphatase activity. Lineage: Eukaryota; Metazoa; Chordata; Actinopteri; Mugiliformes; Mugilidae. The annotation marks the transcript as partial. The transcript has 61 exons.
UUGGUGGUCACAAUAUCUUUGCAGGUCUAUGUGGAGUUCAUUGAUCACACAGCGUGCUCUCCUGACUGCAAGAUAUCAUUGCGAAUGGCUGAGGACCAAAUGGGGUAUAACAUCACACUGAGAGCCAGCAGGAAUGACACCAUGCUUGAGGCAAAGACCUUUCACUUCACACCAGUGUCCCGGUCGUCCAUUAAUUUAUACACCACAACCACUACUGCCCUCCUGACUUGGGAACUACACAGACAGCAGAAUCUAUCCACCUUAAGUUUAUACAACAUGCCCACACACUCCAUCGCACACAUCUUCAACAUAAAUUCCUCAGAGAUAAAGUCCCAGUACACAGUGAAAGGCCUCAAGCCUGGCACGCACUUCAAGGCUGAAAUUGUGGUGGCUGCAUUCCUGAAACGGCUUAAUAUGAACUUGAAGCAGAGACUCAGCAUAUUUAUUGAAACAGCUCAGUGUCCAUCUGGCUGGUUGGCCAAUGAGAGAAGCUGCUUCAGUGUGAGAAAAACCGGGUUGACGUGGAGUGGUGCUCAACAAAGCUGCACUAAUCUGGCAGCUGGAAGUCACCUGGCUGACCUGAAGAGCUCAGAAGAUCUGGUUUUUAUUACUUCUCACCUCUUGACCCUUAACAACCUGCUGCUGCUGUGGACUGGACUUAAUGACCAGCAGGAGGAGGGCCAGCUUCUCUGGUCUGACGGUUCCUCAUACAAUCAAACAGACGCCGUGACCGCCCUGCUGCCAGCCGCUCAGACCGACUGUUUUGCUUUUCAGAGGAACGCCACAGGACCGGGAUAUUUUCUCACGUCAUUCUUCUGCAACAUCCCCUUACCUUUCAUCUGCCAGUUCCAAACCCCGUCGGCAUCAGCCUCAUUUGACCUGGUUCAGGUGACAGAGCAGCAGGUAGAGCUACGCUGGAGUGACCUCUCACAUUUUAACUCCCUUAAUCUGUCGUCCUUUGAGAUAUUCCUCCAGUAUCAAGAGAAGGACAGCGGAGAGUUGAGUCAAGGACAGAGAAAGCCAGAGGACAAAAAGGGGGUAAAAAGACUUGUCAGAGUGCCUAUCUCCCUCUCGUCUCGAGGAGUGACUGUGGCAGGUUUGUCUCCGGGCAGCGUCUACUCUUUCACCCUUCAAGCCUCUCACCCUGCUGGCUCCACCUGGAGCGUGGGACAAACACAAACCGCGUACACAAGACCUCUCCCGCCUCAAAAUGUCACUGUCGGGCCCAUUACUGCCAGUCAGAUUAGUGUCCGCUGGGUGCUGCCAGAUGCACUGUAUGUGUCAGGAUGGACAUUUGUUUUGCGAUAUGAGGACAUGUCUUCAAGGCAAGAGAGGGUAUUUGGAGUGCCCGACAUCUCCAGGGCGUCAGAGGCUGGUGGAUUUCAGUCAUACAGUGCUGUCAUUGAAGGGCUGGAGUCUUACAGGAAAUACAAGAUUGAGGUUUAUACCAUCGCCCGGCAUGGCAUAGGGAGCUGUGGAUCCGGGCCUCUGAUCGUACAGACUGCGGUGAAGGCUCCUAGUGGUCUGGUGGUGCUGAGCCCAAGCGGUAACCUGACAGUCUGCUGGACCAGUCUUCCUGACGAUCCUCCAGACGGUUAUUAUCUGACAUCACAACUGCUUAGUGAUGAUUCCAUUGUUUAUUCACUGGGGAUAAACCGGUCCAGCUUUGAGGCGCUCAGGGUGAAUGACUCCAUGUGUGCUUUCUUGGGAACAUCUACUCCUGGUCAAACGUAUCGAGUGGGUGUUGUCACCUUGAGAGGAAAUGACAGGAGCGAGAGAUCUAGUGUCGUACACACCACAGUUCCAUUUCCAGUGCAGGUAGCGGUACAUCUUUCAGUGGGCACAAAUUAUACACAGUUGUACGUGCAACGCCCGCGCUUGGGUCUGAUUGAUGGGGUGAAAGUUUGUGCUUGUCCUGGAGUUUGUGACACCACGUGUGAGGGAUUGUGCGAAUAUCCGUGCGAGCUGCACUCCCUCCCUGCUGAUGUUCAUCGCGUAACCUUCAGCAAACUCAAUCCAGGAUCACAGUACCAGCUCAGCGUGUACAGCACCAGCCGGGAGCAGACCGGGCCACCGUACUACACCCACCCCUUCAGAACAGGCCUGGCUCCUCCUCGCAGAGUGAGGGAAGGUGUGGUGACGGAGUCCUCCAUAGAGGUGGUCUGGGAUCCAGCGCAAGGACGGGCUCUCAGCUACGAGGUCACCUGCCUCAACUGUGACCACUCAUUCAAGGUUCAGAAGGCGUUGAAUCUGAGUGCAGUCUUUUCUAGUCUGACUCCAGGCCUCCUCUACCACUUUGCAGUGCGGACAGAGAAGGAGUCCUUCACUGACAGUUCCCCUGUCACUAUCAAUAUCACUGCAGCUCCCAGCCCAGUGGAGGUCUCUCUCUUCAAUAAAACCACUUCAUCCAUAUGCAUUUGUUGGAGCGUGGCCAGGGGACGGUCGAGCACACUCAUCCUGUCAAUCAAAAACAGCACAUCCAUUCAAGAGCUAGUCAUUUCUCGUCAGGAGCUCAGAUCACAAAGCUUCGAAGGCCUCGCUCCCGGGAGCCGAUACACAGUUGCAGUGAUUACCACCAGCGGGAAAAGAAGAAGUAAACCUGCUGAAAUGAUCCUCCAUACUAUCCCAGAGGUGCCACAGGAAGUGUCUCUUUCAGGGCAGGCAGUGACAUCCGUGUUCGUCACCUGGAGACCACCGCCGGGACAGGUGAAGGAGUACAGGCUUCUUUACGGCCUGCUGUCUGUGGACAGAAUCUCUGGAUGGAUUGAGGUGCUUGUGCAGGGCACAAGUUAUGAGAUCAAGGAUUUGAUUCCAGGGUCAGACUACGGAGUGAGCAUUCAGAGUGUGCUGGGCUCAGACACCAGUCAGGCUGCCUCUAGAGAGUUCAGCACACGCCCAGCAGGAUUGUGCGCCCUUCGUUUAGAUCAUGUGAAGUCUUCCUAUGUCUCCGUGAGCUGGGAGCGAGCACGUGGGGAGUUUGACUUUCACAGAGUCACCGUGACCAACGGCUCUUUCACAAAAACCCUCACCGUACCCAAGGAGCAGCAGGUCGCCGUGGUCACCGGGCUGCUGGAUGGUUGCAGCUACAACGUGAGCGCGGAGAGAGUGAGAGGAGGGACGGCAGGAAACGCCGCCUUUCUGACUGUAACCACAGUGCCAACCCGUGUGCAAAGAGUACGGCUGGUGAAUGUGUCCGCACGUGCAUUCUCCCUGCGCUGGGAGCAGGCCGCGGGUUGUGUGGAUUACUACCAAGUAAACCUGCGACCGAGGCAGGGAAAAGUCACAAUUCACCCCGCACGUGAUGGAUACAUCCAGGCCGACGUGGUGAAUGUCAAUCCAGGGACACAGUACAGUGUUACAGUCGCAGCAGCCUCCUCUUCCAACAUCAGCCCCGGAGUCAGCCGCACGAUCAAUACUGCACAGAGCGUUCCCAGUACUCCUGUCGGCCUGGAGGGAGAAGCCGUCGGCUCUAACGGUAUUCUGCUCUCCUGGAUGAUGCCACAAGAUUCCAACAACAUCGAUGGAUACAUCAUCAGGUACAAGGAGGUGUGUCCCUACCCUGACCCCGGUUUCAUGCAGGUGACCAAGUACCUGGAUGUACCGGAGACUCUGCUCACUGACUUUACAUCUGGAUCUACAUACCACAUUCAGGUAGCGGCUAUGACCCCAACUACCACAGGAGCGUUCAGCAAAUCGUUAUAUAUAAAGACAGCAGAGUCCCCCCCUGGCCUGGUGACCAAUCUGACGGCAUAUGCUCAGAACCACACCUUUGUCAUGGUUACUUGGUUCCUGCCACACCGCAUCAACGGCCUCAUCACAAAGUUUGCUGUCAAGGCGAAACAUGCUCGCACAGGGCAGACUGUCCGCAUGCUGGAGGUCAAUGCGGAGGAAAUCAUGACUGGAGCGCUGCCUCACUGCAAUGAUGCAGCUGACAUCCUCUCUCGAGCGACGCUCAGUCCUUUGGAUAUAACGGCGUCAUCUCCGCCCAUCACCCUCUCUGCUGUGCCCCCCGCAGCCUCUUGGAGCGUGCCCAUAUCAGUGGGAGUGGAUCAGCUACGACCUUACACUGCCUAUCUUUUCGAGGUGUCCGCCUUCACGUCUGAUGGAGAGGGACAGAUAGCCUCCACUAUGGUCCGCAUGCCAGAGUCAGCUCCAGAAGACCCACCACAAAACUUUGUCGUGGUGAACAUGACGUCUAGAUCAAUCUCUGUGUCCUGGAACACUCCCAGCAUCGUCACAGGAAAAUUCACCUAUGUACUAUACAUUUAUGGACCGACAGGUUUUUUGUACGACAACAGCACAGCAGACAUGCGAUUUUCUUUUACUGGUUUGACACCUUACACAAGAUAUACAGUGGGCGUCCAAGCAAGGGCAGCAGGAGAGUUGGGUCCAGCAGCAGAGGAGGAAGUAAUUACACCUGCUGAAGCACCCAGCGCCGUGCAGAAUCUAAUAGCGGUAGCUGAGGAUUCGGUUUCGGUUCGCGUGAGUUGGAAAAGUCCGGCGCAGCCCAACGGUCCCAUAACCCAGUACAGACUGCAGGUCCUGGUUGAUGACGCUCUGCUACAGGACAUCACCCUCAUUGCAGAGAAUUCAACAGAUUUAUACGAGAAUACAACACCUCCUCCGGGACGACGUAAGAGAGCCGCUGAGCUCAGACUGAUCACAUCUCCGCCUACUUUCACGGCCAGCGUUUCUGAUCGCACCGUGCCCACUGGCGCGACUGCUUCCGGCCUCACGCGCUCUCUCCCUAGAAGCGUUGAUCGCAUCACUAGCGACGAUGCUCAGCAGACCACAGGCAACCCAAGCUCUAGCGAUACACGCUCAAGCAGCUCAAGCUUCGACUCCUCUGACUCUUCACUCUCUGGGACCCCUGUCUUUUCUCUAACUUCUGAGCCGCCUGUUACGCUUCCGCCCUGGCUGACAAAUCAAUCAAAUGCUGGGGAUAUGACCUCAGACUCUCCCCCCUUGGAGCUGACCCCAGGCCAGCUUCGCUUGUCCACACGUGACGCCUCAAUUACAGGACACCUUUCAACACGCAGUGCAGCAGUGUCAGGCGGCGUCACAGGUGUAACAGUGAGACAGGAGGUGAUGGCGGUUUUGUCAGAGGAGUUGUCUUACUUGGUGUCAGAUCUGAAUCCCUUCACUGAGUACACGUUCAGGGUCACUGCUUCCACCACUGUGGGAGAGGGCCCUGCUACAAACAUCUCAGAGAAGACCAGGGAGCAGGUCCCUAGCUCAGUGCUCGAUGUAUCCUACCAAAACAUCAGCUCCACGUCCAUACUGGUGAGCUGGGUCCCACCUCUUAAUCCCAACGGACGGAUCACACAUUACACCAUUUAUGGUCUCAACCUGAACAGCAAUCAGGCCCCGAAGUGGGUCACUAACACCACCAGCAUGUUAAUAACAGAUUUGGACAAGUACACUGCGUACAAGCUGCGUGUGACUGCGUCCACAGCUGUGGGAGAGAGCGCUCUUUCUGAGGAAGAUGACAUUUUUGUUUUCACCUUAGAGGAUGAGCCUGACUCCCCCCCUGGGAACCUCACUGUGGUGGACACCACCCCCUCCACUGCUACAUUGACCUGGUCUGCACCAGAGAGAGCUAACGGGGUGAUCCGGUAUUACGAGGUCUUCUACGAGAACGGAUCCUACUCUGCCUUGAUGAACACAUCCUCAAACAGAGUGACUCUGAACAACCUGAAGCCGUUCUCCUAUUACAACGUGUCCGUGAGGGCUUACACACGAUUCGGCAACGGAAACCAAACGUCAGACACCCUGUUCCUGCUCUCUGGAGAAGAUGUCCCGGGCAGUCCUCCCUAUGGCCUCGCCUUUGAGUCGGUCAGUCCCAGUGAAGUGAACGUGACCUGGCAGCCUCCCCUUCUGCCCAACGGCGUUAUUAUUCACUACAGCCUGGAGCUCUGGAACUCCAGUCACUACUUGAACCUCACCUCGCCGACCAACUACCUCCACAUCGCGCACCUGAGGAAGUACGCGCACUACCGCGUCAUGGUUCAAGCACACACGCGAGUCGGGCCGGGAAACUAUAGCAGCGAGCCACUCAACAUCACUACACUUGAGGAUGCUCCAGAUAUGCCUCCUCAGUCGCUCCUUGCCAGGAAGUUGUCAGACUAUGAGGUGGAGUUGUCAUGGCAACCACCACUUGAAGCCAAUUCAGAUAUACUCUACUACAUUGUCAGAGUUUGGAAUGAAACCACUGAGCUGUGGCAGAAUGUGACAGAGACAUCAGUGGUUAUUAAUGUGGACUCAGAGAGUCGCUACAAUGCCUCUGUCUCCAGCUGGACCAGACUCGGAGAUGGAGGAGUGUUGAUCUACAUCAGCUUUACUACCACUGAUGCAGAGCCAUUUGAUCCUCCACAGAAUGUGACUGUUGUAAAUGUGACCGCCUCCUCUGUCACCUUGAUGUGGCACCCACCCACUGAACCCAAUGGGAUUAUUGUACACUACACUAUUUACUACUCCACCAACAACACUGUUACUGAACAGAGGGUUCCUGUUUCAGCCUCACCUGCCCCCGUCUCUCCUGAUUCACCCGUCUUCUACACUCUGACUCGGCUCAACGGGGGCUUUAACUACACCUUUUGGAUGACUUCCAGCACUGUACAGGGUGAUGGAGGGGUCCAGUCCGAACCAUUAAGCCUUCUCCUACCAGAAGACGUGCCGAGCGACUCGGUCAAGAACUUGUCGGCUCAGAUCUUCAGUUCCACGGCCAUCAUUGUUAGCUGGGACCCUCCGCUGGAGCCAAACGGCCGUCCCUACUACCUGCUCACUUUACAGGAAGCCGGCAUCUCCCCAAACGUGUCCAACCAAGGGACUCCAGCUGUCAACAAGACCACCAAGCAUUCCACAACUGAUAAUAUCUUCCUAUUCACCAAACUCAAGAAGUAUUUCCCUUACGUGCUGACUGUAACUCCAGCAACUAGUGCUGGCCCCGCCUAUAACCAUACCAGCACAAUGUACCUCAGAACAGACGACGACAUUCCUAGUUCCGCUCCGUCGCUGGUGUCCACCCGUAACCUGUCUUCGUCCUCCAUCGCUGUGGUUUGGCAACGCCCUCUAGAGGCUAAUGGAGAGAUAACCGAGUAUACCCUCACCCUAUUUGGCCCGGGCGCCUCCAACACAACACACACCCCCAACACCUCGUUCAUCCUCACCAAUCUACUUCCAUACACGGCCUACAAUCUCACUAUCAUGGCUGCAACGCGUAAAGGCUCAGGGCCUUACCUGCUGCUGCAGCUACACACAGAUGAAGACGCGUGUCGUAAUUCCUCUGGUUCAGCGACCACAGAGUAUCUAUCAGGCUUCAGGCCCCACAGCUCCUAUGAGAUCAGUGUGUACAGUUACACCAGAGUGGGCCACGGCAAUCAGUUCAGCAGCCCUGUGACCUUCACAACCAAUGAGUCAGUGGCUGACGCUGUAGGGAACCUUUCCUGCUCAGGACUGAGCUGGGAUUCAAUACAGCUAUCCUGGGAGCUUCCAGACAACCCUAAUGGACAGAUCCUUUUUUAUGAGAUUGUAGUGGCGGCAGACCUGCAGUCCUUCACACACCAGGCCCACACGCCAGAGUAUACAGUAACUGGGCUUUUACCUGACCAGGAGUAUGCGCUCACUGUAGCUGCAGUCAAUUCUGCAGGACCUGGAGACGCAGUGAACUGUACAGCCUCCACACAGUCUGAAUCAGUCCCAGCAGCUCCUCGCUUCCUCGCCGUCUCUCAGUUCACGCCUAACAACGUGACACUUCAGUGGGCUCCGCCGCUCUCCAUCCCCGGCCUGUUGAAAGAGUACUACAUCGUCGCACAGCUGCUUUCGACUGUUUGUGAACCGCAUGUACCAAUUACUGCUCAUCAGAGCCCAGAGGACGAUCUGGGGUCUGGCUGCGUGGACAACAAUGUCACCGUGUCAUUAAAUGCUUCAAAUAGCGCCGAAGAAAACAGCGUCACACUCCAGUCCCUCGCUAAAUACAGAGUCUACCGCUUCAAAGUGGCUGCUGUGACCAACGCUGGAGUAGGGGAAUAUACACACUGGAAUUAUGCACGCACCCUGGCUGGAAACCCAGAUGCUCCUCCUCGUGACCUAAAAGUGACGUCCACCUCCAACAGCCUUCGCAUUGCGUGGGAUGCUCCAGCUGUUCUCUCUGGGCCGACCUCAUAUCUUGUGCAGGUGGACGGCCCCGGUGUGAACAUCUCAAUAGUCCGGGCUCCAGGAGAGCUGAUGACUGUUGUUGUGACUAACCUGACAGCCUUCACUCAUUACUUUGUGACUAUCACUGCCUUCACUGGUCCGCUGGAGCACGCCGGCAGCGAUGGGAAAGCCAUCGGGCCUCUUGACUUUCAAACACUGGAGGAGGAGCCUAAAGACCCUCCCAAGAAUGUGAACAUCUCAGUUAUCCCAGAGGAAGUGAACCGUGUGAGAGUGACCUUCAACCCACCAGAGGAGCCCAACGGAAACAUCACGGCGUACUUUGUGUAUGUCUACAGCCAGAAUCAGCUAGUUAAGAACGUCAGCCUCGAUGUCAUCCAGAAUGAGCAAAACACACUGGCUGCUGUCAUAGAAGGCCUAAAGGGGGGACAGACCUACAGUAUACAGAUUUCAGCAAAGAACGGGGCUGGCAGGAGCCCACCCAGCCCACAUGUCCAAGUAACCACGGGGAUCAAAGCCCCGUCCAAGCCAACCAAAAGACCCGAGGCAAUGCUGGGCCAUGGAGGGGUUGCCAUGGUAACCCACAGGAGUAUCACCAUCCUUAUGCCUGCCUGUUUCUAUAGUGACGACAACGGACCAAUCACGAAAAUUCAGGUCAUCGUGGCCGAAUCAGGAGUGAAAGACAGCGAGAACCUGACCAACUGGAAGAGCGCGUACCUUCAUCGUCCUGCCCCUUAUCUGACUGACGCGGGGUUCCCCAACCCGCCAUGUCUGAUGGAAGACGGGGCAUCACGUAUGAAUGCACAUGUCAGUAGCGGUCGCAGUGUGUCUGGAGACGGCAGACAUCUGGUGAGGCAGAACCACACUGCGGCGGGGACCUAUGUGAUUGGAGACAAAGACGACUGUAUGGUGGAGAACAACACUUACCAUUUCUGCAAUGGACCUCUGAAACCUAACUCUGUCUAUGUGUUUAAAUUCAGAGCAACAAACAUCAAUGGCCAAUACACAGAUUCAGAAUACUCAGACCAUGUCAAGACUGCAGCAGAUGGGCUGUUGACUAGAGAAGAGAAGAUCAUUCUGGGUUUUCUGCUGUCCUUCUUUUUGGCCGUGUUACUCGUAAUCAUCAUCUGUGGCUCAGUCAAGAUCCAUCAACAUAAAAAGGAGGGCGUGACGUAUUCGCCCAGAGAGGCAGAGAUUAUUGAGACAAAGAGUAAGCUGGAUCAGCUGAUUGCUGUUGCAGAUCUGGAGCUGAAGCAAGAAAAACUCAACCGGUACUCUUCCUUUUUCUUUAGACGGAAAGAGAUUUAUGUCAUCCAGCUGCUCAGCUACAGGAAAUCACUAAAGCCUGUCAACAAGAAGUCUUUUCUGCAGCACGUAGAGGAUCUGUGUGCCAACGACAACGCCAAGUUCCAGGAGGAGUUUGCUGAGCUCCCAAAGCUGCUGCAGGACCUGGCCACCUCAGACGCUGACCUGCCCUGUAACCAGUCCAGGAACCGCUUCCCCAAUAUCAAACCUUACAACAACAACCGAGUGAAACUCCGCUCACACAGUGGACCAGUAGGCUCAGACUACAUCAACGCCAGCUUUGUCUCAGGCUACUUGUGUCCCAAUGAGUUCAUAGCCACCCAGGGUCCUCUGUCCAGCACUGUGGCUGACUUCUGGAGGAUGAUCUGGGAAACGGGAACGCGCACCAUCGCCAUGCUUACACAGUGCUAUGAGAAAGGCAGAAUCCGGUGUCACCAGUACUGGCCCGAGGACAACAAGCCAAUGUCAGUGUUUGACAUCGACAUUCUCAUCUCAAAGGUGUCAGAGGAGGUCUAUCCUGACUGGACUGUCAGGACCCUGAAAGUAGAAAAGCAUGGGCACUACAUUUUGGUACGCCACUUCAACUACACGUCGUGGCCUGAGCGCGGGGUUCCAGAGUCGUGCAGCACACUUAUUAAUUUUGUCAAAGCCGUGCGAGCUCACAGGCACGACAACACCACCAUAGUGGUCCACUGCAGCGCCGGUGUGGGAAGAACGGGCGUGUUCAUUGCUCUCGAUCACCUCAUUCAGCACGUCCGAGAUCACGACUUUGUGGAUAUAUACGGGCUGGUCGCUGAACUGCGCAGCGAGAGGAUGUGCAUGGUACAGAAUCUGGCGCAGUACAUCUUCCUGCACCAAAGUACACUGGAACUUCUAAACAACAAAGGCAACAGCCAAUCCAUCUGGUUUGUGAGCUACUCUGCUCUGGAGAAGAUGGACUCCCUGGACACCAUGGAAGGUGAUGUUGAACUGGAGUGGGAGGAGACCACGAUGUAAAAGAACGACUGACCAGUUGCCGCCUCUGCCCGCGCGUGGUUUUCAGGGUAACUGGCAAAAAGCCAUGUGCACAGACCCUGUGCACGGGGCCGCUGCCUCCACCAAGCAACGUUAGCGGAUUAUGGAGGAGGAACAGGAGUUGACCAUCGCUGUGACAUCUCUGUUGACUAAGAUUUUGCCGCUGCACUUCAGACCCUCUUCUGAGCACAGUCCUCUCUUGAAGGCACCUCUUGUCCACUUCUUGUUUCCAAAGUGAGAGCAAAACAGAAAGAGGCCACUGGAGGACUUUCAAACAGUACAGGGUUAAAAGAGAAAGUGUGAGCUGAUUGUGGCGGCUCUGUCACAUCUUUUUGUAGGCCUACAGGUACUUUGCACAAAUUGAUUCCACUAUUGUUAUUGCUUUAUUAUGUCAAUAUUGUCUAUGCUUUUGUAUGAUUUAUUCAGCCAAAAAUGGUAAAGUUGUUUUUUUUUUCAGCCUCUUUGUAACUUUGUCUGUGUCGAAACAUUGUUUAUCCUUUCUUGAAAGAGUGAUUUGCAAAAAUAAAAAUAACUUGCAUUUUU